Messenger RNA from Dioscorea cayenensis subsp. rotundata (Guinea yam), 873 nucleotides. RefSeq names its product U-box domain-containing protein 36-like. Lineage: Eukaryota; Viridiplantae; Streptophyta; Magnoliopsida; Dioscoreales; Dioscoreaceae. The record is from RefSeq and is a predicted model, not a curated record. The coding region runs from base 91 to 804 and encodes 237 amino acids. The transcript has 4 exons.
CAAGAGGAAGAAGAAGAAAGAGAUCAGAAAUAUCUUCUCUAAGUUUCUCUAUCUAUCUUUCUCUUGUUGAAAGAUCUUUCAUAGUUUAGAAUGGGGAGUAAUAGUGUGUGGGAGAUAGAGGAGGAGGUGGCUAAUAGUAGUAGUAGCCAUAAUAAUAAUAAUGGAGGAAUAGGGAGUUAUAUGAAUGGAGGUUCUUUAUCUUCAUCAAAUGGUGAAGAUGUGUAUGUAGCUGUUGGAAAGAAGAAAUCAAGCAUGGAUGCACUCUCUUGGGCUUUGAAGCAUCUAGUCAAACCUUCAAGCUUUGUUUAUCUUGUUCAUGUCUUCCCUGAGGUUCAUCAUGUUCCUACUCCAUUAGGACUUGUGCCAAAAAGUCAUGUGAGUGCACAGCAAGUGGAGACAUACAUGGGACAACAAAGAAUCAAAAGAAGAGAAAUGUUGCAAAAGUUAAUGGAUUUAUGCCAUUCUUCUCAGGUCCAAGUAGACACACUUCUCAUUGAAAGUGAUUCAAUUGCAAAAGCAGUCCUUGAUCUCAUUCCAGUGCUCAACAUUAAAAGGUUAAUUGUUGGGGCUAGCAAAUCUAAUCUGAGGAAGUUGAAAGGAAGCAGCAAAGCAGAACAAAUACAGAAAAGUGCUCCUCAGUACUGUGAAGUAACAAUCAUUUGUGAUGGAAAACAAGUUAAUGACAUUGAUCACAAAGAGAAAUCAUCUUCAAAUUCUAAGAAUGUUUCUGAAAAGCAUGAGAAAGAUGGAAGAAAACAAGUUAUUAAGAGUUCUUGUUAUUGUUUUUCGAAAAAAUUCUUGUGAUACAUUUAUUUUUUGUGAACAUUUAAAUACAAUCAAAGAGAAAUUGCCUGCCGAAGAGUUGUUUUCGUA